Molecule: messenger RNA, 1821 nt
Organism: Microdochium trichocladiopsis
Lineage: Eukaryota; Fungi; Ascomycota; Sordariomycetes; Xylariales; Microdochiaceae
Exons: 1
Coding region: 268-1650 (460 amino acids)
Source: RefSeq, a predicted model, not a curated record
GUUAGUCCUCCGUACUGGUCCACUAUCGCCUGUUACAAGCAUGACCGAAAGCUCAACAUCACCGGAUGAACCACCUCCAACGUCCAAUGCUGCGAAACGACGGCGGCAAAAGCCUCUCAGCCCAGAAUUGUGGGAAUCGCACAAGCAUGAGAUAUGCCGACUUUAUUUGGACGAAAACAAGCGGCUGAAAGAUGUGAUGGAGAUCAUGGCUCGGGAGAAGAAUUUUCAUGCAUCGUAUGUGUUCAUUUCUGAUUUGAGCCGCGCAGCAUGGGACCAGCCUUUUGCUGGGAGGUGCUAACUUUUUAUAGGCCGAAAAUGUACAAGACAAAAUUGACGCAGUGGAAGUUCUUCAAGAAUAACCGGCAAUCAGAUGUUGCCAACAUACUGUCACUUCAAAAGCGGCGAUCUGCCAUGGGCAAGGACACCAUUGUGCAGCGCAACGGCAAGCUGAUCGAUGUGCACGGAUAUAUGAAGAGAAAAGGCAUCACAGCUGAGGAUCUAGCCACGGGCGUCCCAGUGGUUACGGAGACACAAAGCGACCUUCCGCCAACCCUCGACUGUCGCACACCGCCGCCAUCACCACCCAUGGUGCUUAGUCGAGGAAUGACACCAACGGACGACCAAGUCGUACGGGAACUGUUUCACCAGUGGGCUGUUCCCAGGGUGCACAUGUAUCGGAAUGUGGAGCGAUGGUUCUUGAAUCUCAUCGAUGACCACAGGGACAGCUCGGCCAUGGAGUCCGUACGCUUGCUCAGAGAGUCGUGUUGGCUCUUUUCUCAGGGCAAGCACCAGCAAGCCGGCGAGCUAUGCCGCAGCGGUUUUGAGCUUGUUCAUCACGUUCUAGAGGAGUCAUCGGCACUGAGUUUCUUCGAGCUCAUCAUCAUGGUCCUGCGAUACCAGAACGCCGAUGUUGCGAAGGAGCUCUGGAAGUACCUGUCAAAGUAUGCUGCAACCUGCAGGGACACUAAUCACCCAUUUCGCCGGGCCCUUACUGCCCUUGCCGAUUAUUCUCAGAAAAAUACGUUCGAGGAAACCUCGCACGUCCUGCGGUGGACACUACAGUGGCCAGCGACCCGGUUUGGAGGCCGACUAGACAGCAGGCGGUUCGACUACAGCGUCUUGCACCCAUGGGAUCUGAUUCCCAUGAACUGCGACUAUCACCGGUACUACAUGUACCUGCAUCUCUGGGACAGCGACGAUAUCCCCAAGGCCACAAUUCCCGGCCUCGAGGAGUUCUCGGAUGCCGGCUACCUCCGAGCAGAUCUCCUGCUCGCAUACGGAACCAUGGAGGACUGGUAUCAUGAGAAGAUUCCGAGGCUGGCGCACACCAUGAUUGAUGAUGAUCGGGCGAGUGGCGCGAACUGCAUAUAUCUGCAGUGGGUCUGCCUGUACGCGAUUGCCAAAUAUCACAAAGCCAGUGCGUGGCGCCUGGAGGGUACCAUGCGGCGAGACGAGCUAAAGCUGGGCAUCUACUACCUGCAGAUGGCGGCGGACUUGCAGGCUCGUAACUGGCCACACGGGCGCAAUUACCAAGAGACACUGGCGAUCCUGGAGCAGUGGAGCAGGGACGCUGGCGACAAUGCAACUGCCGACUCCGCGGUUGCGAAACAAAGUGAGAUUCACAGCCAGGCUGUCGAGGAUGUCUCAUAACAUUGACCCUGACGUCGAGCUGCUUCGAGGUGGACUUAUAAAUGCGGGCCACCACGAAAACGCUCGAUGUACACGUUUCCUCUCCAUAACCCUUCCCUGGAGCGAGCUGCCUCAGCUCGACUUCGAAGCUUGCCAGGGCUUCUGCGGGAGGCGCUCUCAGCCUGCCCUCCC